Messenger RNA from Dentiscutata heterogama, 524 nucleotides. The record is from the annotation of a GenBank genome assembly. NCBI's taxonomy places the organism in Eukaryota, Fungi, Glomeromycota, Glomeromycetes, Diversisporales, Gigasporaceae.
GAAUUGCAAGUAAAAUUCACCAAUUAUAAUCGUGGAAAUUUGAUAAAAUUGACUGUUAAUCCCAAGAAGCCCUAUUUUAUUGAACAGUUGAUUGACGCCCAAAACUACAUCACUUUAGCUUUAGAUACAUUAGAAUGUUCAAAUAAUUUGCUUACUAAAGAAAAAUCUUACGAGUUAUUGGAUACAGUUCUUAAAAAUAUAUCUAAUGCCCGAUUUAUUCUUACUUGUGCAAAUGAAGAAAAAUUGUUUCCUUAUAAAAUUUGUGAUCCUCAGAUGUUCAGCUCCAAAUUGCCUGAAGACUUAGUGAUUCAGUUUCAUGUUGAAGGUUCAUGUAUAGUUGUUUCCGUUUAUGCGCUUCAAUUUCAUUCUUCAGCACCGCAACAAAAGCAAGGAAAUAUUUUAGGAUCUUCUAAAAGUUCAUUGAAAGUUUGCCAGUACAAAGAUAAAUAUGCAUCAGUAUUGAAUGAAAUUGUAGUAAAAUCAUUAGAUCCAAAGUUAGAAAAAGUUAUGGAGUGUCUGAAAAA